AAUCAACAAGAUAUAAAGCAGAAUGAUGAUCCUGGUUUUUUGGUCAAACUAUCCAUAUGAGCCUGUCUGUCUAGCUAGACAUAGAAACAAUAUGGAAGCAAGUGUGCCAAAAUAUAAGAAGCAGUUGCCUCAACUAGGAAUGCAAAAAGAAAUGGAACAGGAUGUGAAGAGAUUUGGCCAGGCUGCCUGGGCCACAGCAAUUCCCAGGUUGGAAAAACUUAAGCUAAUGCUAGCUCAAGAGACUCUGCAACUCAUGAGAGCGAAAGAAUUGUAUUUAAAUCACAAAAGAGCUGAAAUUCAGGGAAAGAUGGAAGAUCUUCCAGAACAAGAAAAAAAUAUAAAUGUUGUAGAUGAAUUAGAAAUACAAUUUUAUGAAAUUCAGUUAGAACUAUAUGAAGUUAAAUUUGAGAUAUUAAAAAACGAAGAAAUGCUGCUUACUACACAGUUGGACUCUCUUAAAAGACUUUUAAAAGAAAAACAGGAUGAAGUUGUCUAUUACGAUCCAUGUGAAAGUCCAGAGGAACUUAGUCAUUGACUGUGGUGGGGCUGCAGGACGAUAAGAAUUCAGAAGUGAAAGAACUCAGAAGGCAGUGCCAGCAGCUGGAGUCUGUUAAACGGGGCAGUCUGUGUCAAAAGAGCUUCUCUCCAGAGUAGAAAGGUCCUUGAAGUGUUUUCACAUAGAUAUUUCACAAGAGCCAUUUCAGAACUGAGAACAUUCGGCGUGCACUCUUCCUCUUUUGGUCCCAGUUUUUAUGUGUCCUACUUGAAAUUAUGUUUGCUCCCGUUUCAAUUGUAAUAUUGCACUUACUCAUUAGUUUUUAGUUUGAACUCUCCUGCGAGGUCUAAUGUAGAGUUUGGACAAGAACACAGAUUCAUAAUAAACCUACCCAGUCAAUUUGGUAUAAAGGCUUAGAAGGUGGAACUGGCCACAUUUUGAAUUGGAGCGCUAACAGGUUGUAUAUGUGAGCCACAUUUUAUUGCAAGUGUUUGAAAGACUAUUGCAAAUAUCGGAUAUUGCCAGACAGUUGGUAAAAAGCAAAUUGAGUCUAUUGAGAAAUUAAUUCACCAGCUGAAGGAAGUACAUUUGCCUUAGAGUCAUCAGAUAUUCUACCCACCAGACUCAUCUCCGAGAUAGCAUCCUAAUGAGCUUCCUAAACCAACUAAACAUAAGCAGGAAGCAUCCAUCAGUCGUCAAAACUGACUCUUUUCAGCCAAUCAGCUGACUGCACAAACUGUAUGGCAUUGAGGAAAGGAAGAACAUUCUGAAAGUUUUUUUCUUUUUUCAUUCUGUCCUCAUUCUGUUGGUUUCUCGGUUUUACGGAUGCAGGAUCAUGCACAGAACCCUGUAAAUGAGCAUAGUUCGUUUAAGUAUAUAAAGUGCUUUCAGUGGAUAAAAUGAAUUUUAACAGGCUUAAGUGAUGUGCCUAAAUGCACACAAUUAAUGCAUGGCUGGAAUUCAAAAUCAUGUCUUUUCCUCUGUUCUGAUUGUUUCAUAAAUAUGGGUUGUUUUAAUGUGUGGCUGGAAUUCAAAAUUGUGUCUUUUCCUCUGUUCUGAUUGUUUUAUAAAUACAGGUGUAGUGAUUGAUUUUCUACCCACCAUGACAGGGAAUAGGUUCAAAACUUAAAACCCUGUUUGUUUUAUAAUUAGGUAGACUCAAAUGACAGGUCAAGGCAGGGAGGGGAGCCAGUCAUUUUUACUCCCAUAUGGGUUUGCUCCUUCAAAGACAGGAUUGGGGUAGCAGUGUCAGUUCCUACAGGUUAUAAUGAUCUUAAUGAUAAACUUAAAUAACCGUAACUGAAUACUUAUAAUGUGCUAGCACUUUUCAUAAUGUAUCCCAAUAAUACAAAACCUUCCAAAUAUUACCUUUUUGUUGUCUUUGUUUUAUUUUGUUUUGUUUUGAGACAGGGUCUCACUCUGCUGCCCAGGCUUUAGUGCAGUGAUGCAAUCAUGGUUCACUGCAGCGUCAAACUCCUGGGCUCAAGCAAUCCUCCCACCUCAGCCUCCCAAGAAGCUGAGACUACAGGCAUGCACCACCACUCCCAGCUCCAAAUAAAUAUUCUUAUCCCAUUUUACUGAUGCAGAAAAAUGUAUGGCCCAGAGAAGUAAUGUUAAGUUUAUUGGGGGAUUUAAGUUGUAAAAAAUUAUUUUAUCGAACCCUAAUGUAAACUAUGGACUCUGGGUGAUAGUGAUGUGUCAGUGUAGGUUCAUCGAUUAUAGCAAAUGCAUCAUUCUGGUGCAGGAUGUUGACAGUGGAGGAAGCUGUGUGUGUAUGGGAGUAGGGAGUCUAUGGGAACUCUUCUACUUUCCACUCAAUUUUGCUGUGAGCCUAAAACUACUCUAAAAAAUGAAGUUUAUUAAUCAAGAAAAAAAUUCUUAUGUUUUAUGAAUAUAUGGGACAGCUAUUCAUGUAUGUGGUAAAAAUGAAGAGAUUUGUUACAGUACUCAGCAGGAGUGUGUCUAAUCGACUGAUAUUCAUGUGUCACUUAUAAAAACUGGCUUCAUUAUCAA
Molecule: messenger RNA, 2509 nt
Organism: Pan troglodytes (chimpanzee)
Lineage: Eukaryota; Metazoa; Chordata; Mammalia; Primates; Hominidae
Product: putative WASP homolog-associated protein with actin, membranes and microtubules-like protein 1
Exons: 6
Coding region: 23-535 (170 amino acids)
Biological process (GO): endoplasmic reticulum to Golgi vesicle-mediated transport; Arp2/3 complex-mediated actin nucleation
Cellular component (GO): cytoplasm; endoplasmic reticulum-Golgi intermediate compartment membrane
Molecular function (GO): Arp2/3 complex binding
Source: RefSeq, a predicted model, not a curated record